AUGGCUCCUCCCCACGCUGAAGAUUUCACUGCUACUCCCAAUGCCUCUGCAAGCGCUCCCAAGCCUUUGUUCAAGGUUAACUCGGAUCUUGUCGAGUACACUGACGAGCACAUCCUGGCCAAGUAUGCCUACUCCAACACUAUCGUGAACAAGCAAGCCGACGGCUCCAUGGUCGUCGAGCCUGUUGACCAAGUCUACCACUUCAAGACUGAUCGCACAGUCCCUCGCGUUGGUUUGAUGAUGGUUGGUUGGGGUGGUAACAAUGGCACCACAUUGACUGCCUCGAUCCUUGCCCACAAGCAUGACUUGACGUGGCGCACCAAGAGCGGCGAGCACAAGGCCAACUACUGGGGCUCUGUGACUCAGGCUUCGACUGUCCGUUUGGGUGUCACGCCCGAAGGCGAAGACGUGUACGUGCCCUUGCACAAGAUGCUUCCUAUGGUCAACCCCACCGACUUGGUCAUUGGCGGCUGGGAUAUUUCUGGCAAGGACUUGGGCGAAUCGAUGGAACGGGCUCAGGUGCUCGAUUAUGACCUCCAGCGCCAAGUCCGUGACGAGAUGAGCAAGAUGACUCCCUUGCCUUCCAUCUACUACCCGGACUUCAUCGCUGCCAACCAGUCCGACCGUGCCGAUAACCUGAUCCCCGGCCAAGACAAGCGCAAGCACUGCGACCAAAUCCGCAAGGACAUCCGUGACUUCAAGGCCGCCAACUCGCUUGACAAGGUCGUCGUUGUCUGGACCGCCAACACCGAGCGCUAUGCUGACAUUUUGCCCGGCGUCAACGACACUGCCGACAACUUUUUGAAGGCCGUCACGGGAUCGCACGAUGAGGUUGCCCCGUCGUCCGUCUUUGCCUUGGCCUGUAUCGAGGAAGGUGUCCCCUUCAUCAACGGCUCGCCCCAGAACACGUUUGUCCCCGGCCUGAUUGAAUUGGCCGAGCGUGAGCGUGCCUUUAUCGGUGGCGAUGACUUCAAGUCUGGCCAGACCAAGUUCAAGUCUGCCAUCGUCGACUUUUUGGUCAAUGCCGGCAUCAAGCCCGUCGCUAUCACCUCGUACAACCAUCUUGGUAACAACGAUGGCAAGAACUUGUCCUCCCACAAGCAGUUCCGUAGCAAGGAGAUUUCCAAGUCCACGGUCGUCGACGACAUGGUCGCUGCUAACGAAGUCCUCUACAAAAAGGGCGAACACCCGGACCACACCGUUGUCAUCAAGUACGUCCCCUCCGUCGGCGACUCGAAGCGUGCCUUGGAUGAGUACGAGUGCGAUAUCUUUAUGGGUGGCCGUCAAUCCAUUUCGGUCUACAACAUCUGUGAAGACUCGUUCUUGGCCUCGCCCUUGAUCAUUGAUCUUGUCGUUCUUGGUGAAUUGCUCACUCGUAUCCAAUACAAGACCGGUGAAAUGACAAAGUUCAGCUCGUUCCACAGCGUCAUGUCCUUGUUGAGCUACAUGUUGAAGGCUCCCAUGGUCUCGCCCGGCACUCCUGUUGUUAACGCUCUUGGCAGACAGCGCUCGGCUAUUGAGAACAUCAUGAGAGCCUGUAUUGGUUUGGCUCCCAACAACGAGAUGGGUCUUGAGCACAAGAUCUGGAAACAGUAA
Messenger RNA from Zychaea mexicana, 1596 nucleotides. RefSeq lists its product as uncharacterized. The record is from RefSeq and is a predicted model, not a curated record. Gene Ontology annotation, cellular component: cytoplasm. The coding region runs from base 1 to 1596 and encodes 531 amino acids. Gene Ontology annotation, molecular function: inositol-3-phosphate synthase activity. Lineage: Eukaryota; Fungi; Mucoromycota; Mucoromycetes; Mucorales; Lichtheimiaceae. Gene Ontology annotation, biological process: phospholipid biosynthetic process; inositol biosynthetic process. The transcript is spliced from 2 exons.